Pseudomyrmex gracilis is the source of this 2117-nucleotide messenger RNA. RefSeq names its product RING finger and SPRY domain-containing protein 1-like. Bases 309 to 1892 code for a protein of 527 amino acids. Gene Ontology annotation, cellular component: cytoplasm. The transcript is spliced from 11 exons. The record is from RefSeq and is a predicted model, not a curated record. Gene Ontology annotation, molecular function: ubiquitin-protein transferase activity; protein binding. Lineage: Eukaryota; Metazoa; Arthropoda; Insecta; Hymenoptera; Formicidae.
AGAGAAAGAAAGAAAGAGAACUGAUAAGUAAAUUUUAAUAAAGGGGACUUAAACAAAAAAAACACAUUUACUUUGCAUUUAGUCACAGUCUAAUAAUAUUAAAAUGUCAUGAAGCAGAAAAGCAGAUAAGAAAAACUCUUACAUAGUUUCUUCUAUAUAUGUGAGAAGGAUAUGACUUACCAUGAUAUUAUCUUUUUGCCUAAUCUAAUGCAAGAUUUGAUAGUACAUUUAUAUCAUUGUUCUGUAAAUGUAACCUAAAUGACAGAUAGGCAAUAAUUUGCUAAAGAAAUUUAUAAGAAACUGUGGAAAUGGGAAAUUGUUUGUGCAAAGAUACUCCAGAACUUGACUCAUAUGGCAGUACCAGUCAUACAGAAACUCAAAAUACUAUAAUACCAGAACCUAAUCUAAAUACAGUUCCAACUAGUGGUACAGCACGAUCUUCUUUUAAAUUCUCUUCAUUUUCAUAUAUUGACAAACUUGUAUUACAGACACUAAAAAGUCUGGAUACUUUAGUGGAUAAUGAUCAUGAGCCACCACCAGCUAUGUUAAAAUUGAAUGCUAUCGCAGAUAAAGAGGAUGGCUGGAUACAUGUAGUUUGUUCUAUGGUCAACAGUAUUCCAAUGCACAAUCCACUGGGACCUUCUGUUAUAAUAUUACUAUUAGAUGACUGCCCUUUGCCUUCAAAGGAUUCUGUGUUACAAUUAUCACGCAUAUUUCUACAUGCUCCAGUACAACUUACGAAUGAACAUCACUGCAAUAUAUGUGUAGUACUUGGUUGUAUUGCAGAGAAACUUGCUGGUCCUAGUAGUAUAGCGAUAUUAUCCGACGCCACCUUAGAUUAUCUUGUUUCAAAUCUACGAACGGAUUACGAGCCUUACGUGAUGUUAUACUCUCUAAUAGCACUAGAAAAGUUUGCACAGACAAGUGAAAAUAAGGCUACUAUUAAGAAACGUCUUAUGGCAGAAAAACAGAAUCCAUUGUUAAGAUUGGAAAAGUGGGCAACAGAAGAGCAUUAUGUACGUCGUCAAGUUGGUUUCUGUGCACAAUGGUGUUUAGAUAACUUAUUCUUAAUGGAAGGCAGAAAGUAUUCCCACGAUUCCGUCGAUGUGAGUGGAAUUAAUGUAAUGUUGAAUACGAAGGAUGUAAGCGAGUACCUGAAAAUAUCACCUAAUGGUUUAGAAGCAAGAUGUGAUGCAUAUUCUUUUGAAAGUGUACGAUGUACAUUUCAAGUAGAUUCAGGAAUAUGGUAUUAUGAGACACUUAUAAUAACUGCAGGAGUGAUGCAAAUUGGAUGGGCUACAAAAGAUAGUACUUUUCUUAAUCAUGAGGGCUAUGGCAUAGGAGAUGACGAAUUUUCUGUGGCCUACGAUGGUUGUCGCAGAUUGAUUUGGUAUAAUGCUCGAAGUGAAAAAUUUCCCGACACUUAUUGUUGGAGAUCCGGUGAUAUCUUGGGUUGUUUAUUGGAUUUAAAUAAAUUAGAAAUAAUAUUCUCUAUCAACGGUAUACCACUUAAACCGUGUAUUCAAAUAUUUAAAACAGUAAAGUCGGGAUUCUUCGCAGCAGCUAGUUUUAUGUCAUUCCAACAAUGUCUUUUUAAUUUUGGAAAUGAACCUUUUAAAUAUCCUCCUGUCGAUCGAGAAUUUCAGAAAUUUAACGACCACGCUACGCUAAAACCGGAAGACAAGAUCAUACUUCCUAGACAUUUAUAUUUAGACCAGUUACGAAGACUUAGUGUUAGGGAAGAUUCCUGUACAUUAUGUUUCGAUCAGAAAGCAUCGGUGAGGUUACUGCCGUGUAAUCACAGAGGAUUUUGCCAAAGAUGUUCGAAUCAGCUGAUUGAGUGUCCAAUGUGUAGAGCUACUAUCGAAGAAAUAGCCUCUGAUGAUAUAUGACAUCGAUCAUAUCAUACCGAUGCAUACCACCAAUUCUUUUAUCGCUUCUUUAAUACCAUUUACUUUUUGUGGAAAUGUCAUGAGAUAAUCAUGAUUAUAACAGAUAGAGUUGUUUAUGCUGUAUGUUAUAUACAGUUACAUGUCACAUAGCAUGUAGUAUUUUUUUUUGCAACAUACUGCAUUAAUAGAAGACUAUAAAGUGUAGAUAAAUGAAUUCCGUAACGA